Molecule: messenger RNA, 2142 nt
Organism: Pogonomyrmex barbatus (red harvester ant)
Lineage: Eukaryota; Metazoa; Arthropoda; Insecta; Hymenoptera; Formicidae
Product: START domain-containing protein 10
Molecular function (GO): lipid binding
Source: RefSeq, a predicted model, not a curated record
UAUAUAUAUAUUAUAUGCACAUGCGUAUAUGGUGCGUAAGAUCAAGCGACAGACCGGCACUGCCCAAAAGAAUGUUGUCAUAGUAUUGUAUAUCGAGAUCAAAUUUGCUCGCAUUAUCAAUCCUCAAUGUCGUCUGCGACUUGUUUAGCUUAUAUGUGCCACUUACAAGUAAUUCAUGAUUGUCGUAGCUUAUUGGCGGAGUAUGUUCGGGAGUGUUGUCAGGAUUCAAUUAUCUCGAGCUUUUAUCAUCUGCGAUAACCAGCUUUUUAAACCGGAGGCGUGAUAUGAUUUGAUUGUCAUCGACUCGUUCCAGGACGCGAAUGAGCAAGUCUUGGACUACAGUAGAAACAUGCAUACAAAAUAUGAGAAGAAUUGUUACACAUUCCAAUAUUCUUCUAAUAUCAUAUUCAAGAUUGUACAUGGAUUUACAGAGUUAUUAUAUAUUGAAUGAAUUAAAAAAAAUGAUAAUACUAUUCAGCUAUUGAUAAAUUUCUAACAAAUAUCAGCCAUUAGGUUCUGUUACAAUGGAUAUUGGCAUUGUCAAAAUUGCAGAAGAUAAAGACUUUGAGAAAUUAAAACAAUUAUAUGAUGAUAAUAACAACUGGAAGUUAGAUUACAAUAAGCCUGAUUUAUCUGUUUGGACAAAAUCCGUCCCAGGAAUUAGUUUUAGAAUGGUGAAAGAUGAUUUAAUGUUACAGAUUAGAACAUGUUUCCCAGAUGUUUCACCUGAAACAUUAUAUGAUGUUUUACAUGAUCCUGAAUAUAGAAAAGUUUGGGACACUCAUAUGAUUGAAUCGAAAGAUAUAGGAUUUUUUAAUCCAAAUAAUGAUAUUGGUUAUUAUUCUAUGGCAUGUCCAUCUCCACUAAAAAAUAGAGACUUUGUCUUGCAACGAUCUUGGCUGGAUAUUGGUAUAGAACAAUUAAUAUUAAAUCAUUCCGUCUAUCACAAGGAUUAUCCACCUAAAAAACAUUUUGUACGAGCAACAUCUUACCUCACAGGUUACAUCGUAAGGCCUUCACGCAAUGGAGAUGGUUCCGAGUUGGGUUAUGUAUCGCACACAGAUCCACAUGGCAAGUUACCUGUAUGGCUUGUCAAUAAAGUUACACAGAUAUUUGCUCCCAAAAUGGUAAAAAGACUGCACAAAGCUUCUGUAGGCUAUCCGAGUUGGAAAUUACUUAACAAUCCAAAUUACAAGCCUUGGCAUUAUCCUGAACAAAUAAUGGCACCUAGAAUACGUAUUGAAGAAUGUGUAAAAUCUGCAGAAGAGAAGAAUUCAAAAUAUAAUUAUGUAGACGAAUCUGAUUUGAAGGAAAAUUUGGUUAAGGAAUCGGCCACAAUGGACAGUGAUUGAUUCGAUAUAAUAGAGAAGCAUGAGCAUUUUUAAAUAAGGUAAUAUAUAAUGGGCUAGAAUAAUGAUAACAAGGAAUAAUGAAGAAUUAUAGUUAUGCAGUAUUAUACCUAUACAGUAUAACAAUUGGCAAUUUGUACAUUUAUCAAGUUCGAUUUGAAUAUUUCUUAUAUAAUAAAUUCUAAUUACACAUAAUGUAACAUUUAAUAUAUGUAAAAUCAAGAUCAUACAUUUGGAAAAUUAUAUGCAAAAUCAUCUUAUGUGCGGACAUAAACGUCAAUAAGUUUCGAUGACCAGUUUUCUAUUAGGUAUUAAUUUCAAGCCAGAUUCAUUGGCAUAUUUGUUAAGACUCGCAAAUAAAUAAAAUAUAAAUAUAAAAAAAAAAAUACCGCAUAUAUACACACAAUAUGGAAAGUAUAUUCGAAACUCUUUUUAUAAUUUAUAUCACGGUACACACACGCGCACACGUCUUGAAAUAACUUAAUCUAUCUUCUAUAUUGUGCACCUUGUACAUUAUUGUUAUUUAUUGUAAAAAAUAUUAAUAUAUGCAAAAUAAUUGCAAUUUUGUAGUAUCGAAGAAUGUAACGAUUAGUUGGUAAGAAGUUUUUAUUAUUUUGAGGAAAAUUGGAAAAUUUCACUAGCAUUUCCGUUCUAAAGCGCGAUAUAAAAAAGGAUGAAGUCUAAGAAAGAAACGUUUUCAUUAUAUAAAAGGGAGAUUUUUUUCAUAUAUGAAUAUUUCAAUUUGUAAUUUUUUACAACAAUGAAUAAGCAAUUUAACAGAAUUGUGCAAAUC